UCAGCAACUGAAAACCAUCACAUUAUUGUGAGAAGAAGGAAAUCUUCUCUUCAUGUUAGAAAACAACACAAGGGGGGGUCCAAUCAAUCACCUCAUAGCCUGAAAAACAUCAAUCUCUCUCUCUCUCUCUCUCUCUCUCUCUCAGCUUUCUUAGCCCUUUCUUGUGUAUUUUGGGAAAGACAUACAGAAAGAGAGUUAUGGCAAGGAGAUAUUGCUACAGUGAUGUACUCCCAUUUACAGCUCUGGUGACCAUGGAAUGCACCAACGUAGGGCUAAACACACUCUUCAAAGCAGCAACUUUAAAGGGCAUGAGCUACCAUGUCUUUGUUGUCUAUGCCUAUGCUAUUGCUGCUCUUGUUCUCCUUCCUGCACCUUUUUUCUCUCACAGAUCAAGGAGGCUUCCUCCCUUGACUUUUUCUAUCCUUUGUAAAAUUGGACUUCUGGGUCUUAUUGGGAGUUCAUCUCAGAUUUUGGGUUUCACAGGCAUCAAUUAUAGUUCUCCAACACUUGCUUCAGCUAUCAGCAACCUUACACCAGCUUUUACUUUCAUACUUGCCGUCCUUUUCAGGAUGGAGAAAAUUGGUUUGAAAAGUAGUAGUAGCCAGGCUAAGGUGUUGGGUACACUUGUAUCAAUCACCGGGGCAUUUGUAGUGACUCUUUAUAAGGGCCCACCCAUCAUCAUAGCAUCAUCACCGUCCAUUGCACUUGAUCAACCACAAUUGCUCUCAUCAAGCUCCAAUUGGAUCAUUGGUGGUGUUUUGCUCACAGCUGAAUAUAUACUAGUUCCACUAUGGUAUAUUGUUCAGACACAAAUCAUGAAGGAGUAUCCAGCAGAGUUAACAGUAAUCUUCUUCUACAAUUUAUGCGUUAGCUUUAUAGCUGCAAUUGUUGGUGUAUUCACUGAAAGAGAUUCAAGUGCUUGGAGGAUUAGGCCACAUAUAGCAUUAGCAUCUGUCAUUUGCUCGGGACUAUUUGGUUCGUGCAUGAAUAAUACAGUCCAUGCAUGGGCAUUGAACUUGAAGGGACCUGUUUAUGUGGCAAUGUUCAAGCCAUUGUCAAUCGUUAUUGCUGUCGUCAUGGGUGUCAUGUUCCUUGGUGAUACUCUCCAUCUUGGAAGUCUAAUAGGUGCAUCCAUUAUAUCAGUUGGGUUUUAUACUGUAAUGUGGGGCAAAGCCAAAGAAGAGAUGAUAGAGGAAUGCAGAGUUGAACGCGAUGAAUCAACAGCUGGCCAAAAGGUCCCUCUGUUGAAAAACUACAAGCGUGCACAUGUGUAGCCCGAAAAUAUAUACUAAUGAAUCAAUGGAACAGAGGAAUCAUAUGCUCAACCCAUUUGGCAUUCCGAAAGUUCUUCACUAAAGAAGGGAUAGUAUCAAUGUGGCUAUGCAUUCUACUUCCUUGAGAUAUUGGUGUCUUCCUCGGCACUAGCACGGUGAUCUCAGUCCCAUCCCAUGUUUAAGCAAAAAGACAUUACAAGGCUCAACAUAAAUUGUAAAUUAGAAUUUCUAAGAUCAAAAGAAAAAAAAAAAAGCGAGUCAAAACUUAUAAAAAUAUUCCUCCCUAUAGGAGUGUAUGUAUUUAUGGACCACUACUUUAUCUUGCAAUUCUCACAAUAGUACUAAUAUA
Molecule: messenger RNA, 1623 nt
Organism: Carica papaya (papaya)
Lineage: Eukaryota; Viridiplantae; Streptophyta; Magnoliopsida; Brassicales; Caricaceae
Product: WAT1-related protein At3g28050-like
Cellular component (GO): membrane
Molecular function (GO): transmembrane transporter activity
Source: RefSeq, a predicted model, not a curated record